Messenger RNA from Nothobranchius furzeri (turquoise killifish), 839 nucleotides. Its product is annotated as ferritin, middle subunit. Lineage: Eukaryota; Metazoa; Chordata; Actinopteri; Cyprinodontiformes; Nothobranchiidae. The record is from RefSeq and is a predicted model, not a curated record. Gene Ontology annotation, biological process: intracellular iron ion homeostasis; iron ion transport. Gene Ontology annotation, molecular function: ferric iron binding; ferrous iron binding. Gene Ontology annotation, cellular component: cytoplasm.
GGAAGCUCUUGGCGACCAUCUCACACCGGUGAACAAAGCCUCAAGGAGUUCUUGCUUCAACAGUGUUUGAACGGAACGUCGUUGUUUUCCGCCGACCUUCAGCCUCAAAACCAGCAGCAGAAAUGGAGUCUCAGGUGCGUCAGAACUACCACCGCGACUGUGAGGCCGCCAUCAACAAGAUGGCCAACCUGGAGCUGUUUGCCUCCUACACCUACACCUCUAUGGCCUUCUACUUCUCCCGUGAUGAUGUGGCCCUUCCAGGGUUUGCUCAUUUCUUCAAGGAGAACAGCAGCGAGGAGAGGGAGCAUGCUGAGAAGCUGCUGUCCUUUCAGAACAAGCGGGGAGGACGUGUCUUCCUCCAGGAUGUAAAGAAACCAGAGCGUGAUGAGUGGGGAACUGGCCUGGAGGCCAUGCAGUGUGCUUUGCAGCUGGAGAAGAACGUCAACCAGGCUCUUCUGGAUCUGCACAAGCAGGCCUCUGAUCACAAAGACCCUCAUCUGUGUGACUUCCUGGAGAGCCACUACCUGAACAAGCAGGUGGAAGCCAUCAAGAAGCUUGGCGAUCACAUCACCAACCUGACCAAGAUGGAUGCCAACACCAACAAGAUGGCCGAGUACCUGUUUGACAAGCACACCCUGGAGAGCUAAAAAAGGCCUAGAAGUGAAAAUAACCAACAGGUUUUAUGUUAAACAAGCUUCCGCUUCAUCUGUUGAUCAAACUAAACCUUUCAAACAUCACUGAACCUCUCAGCUGUCUGAAGAUGGUGUUGAGAAUGGAUUAUUAACUUGUGGGCCUGUUUCUACUUCCUGUUCUGAUCUGAAUAAAUGUUUUCAGCUGAA